Molecule: messenger RNA, 7080 nt
Organism: Formica exsecta
Lineage: Eukaryota; Metazoa; Arthropoda; Insecta; Hymenoptera; Formicidae
Product: dipeptidyl aminopeptidase-like protein 6
Exons: 13
Coding region: 882-3440 (852 amino acids)
Biological process (GO): proteolysis
Molecular function (GO): dipeptidyl-peptidase activity; serine-type peptidase activity
Source: RefSeq, a predicted model, not a curated record
GAGGCUGCGGCGUAGCCUCAGUGUCGGCGCAGUGGCCGGGCCAUCGUGUCCUGCCUGUGCCCAGGUCUCCGUGCUCUCCUCUCCCUGUUUCUGAUCCUGUCGACAGUCAUACGGACUCUGCACGAUAUAUCGUCGUCGUCGUCAUCGUCGCCGUCAUCAUCUAACGUUACAUCUCUUCCGCGCGAUCACGAGGCCCUUCUUAUCCGUGGUAUCUACCGUGUCCUAUCGGGCAUCUCUCUCUUUUUCCAUCCCUCUUUCUUUCUCUAUUAUCUCUAUCUCUCUCUUUCUUCCCCUUUCUCGGUCUUCUCUUCUCGUCGAGUCGAGGAUCGAACGAAUCGCGGACGAACGGCGUCCGCGUAUCCGAUGAGAGCCGGCGCGUCGCGACGUGGUGCGACAUCCGGUGAAGUCGUCUUCUCGAAAGACGCCGCUUGACUUCCUGGCGCGGAAGAGUGCUAGUAAAAUUAUUCGCGUUACGAACGGUACGCGGGGUGCGCGGCUACAAAGAAGUGUAUCGCAUAAGGUGUACACUACGGGGGUGAUAGUGGAACGAUACAAGUUGCUCGGAAUUAGUAACGAACGGAGGACAUCCUUCACCGGGCAACAGCGGCCAGGAGGAUCGAGGUGAAGAGGUGGGAGCCAUGCCGCCCGGGCGAGCUUCCCUCGAGGCAGCCAGCAGGAUCGUUCAGCUACCGUUUCCCUAUCUUUCGAGGCUGCCUGCUCGUGUUCCCUUUUGUUGAGGUGAAGAACUGUGGAUUGGUGUAAUAAAACCUCGGCCCCAGGAGUAGCCCGGGGGUUACCCCGGGGACCUUGGGGAAGCGAUCGCGCGAGGACGAAGUGGCUGAGACCGACGAAGGAUACGGGAGGCGGAGGAGGAGGCCGCUAUGAACGCCAGCGUUAACGUCGAGAGGAACUCCUGGCGGCUGCCUCCCGAUGAGACCGUCCAGGUCGCCGAUCCCCGUUCAAAGUCAGCCCAGGUAAAAGAGGAUUUAACGUAUGGGGAGGGCGGUCACAAUUGGCGGAGUAUAAUUUUCUCACUGCUGGUCAUCGGCUUCGUUAUCGCUGGCAUCGUCACGGCAAUUUAUCUCCUCGGAUACGUUGAUGAGCUCUUGUAUUGGAGCGGCAGGCGUCUUACGUUAGACGAGUGCCUUCGUGAUGACCUGACACCACACAGGUUACCACCGACCUGGAUAUCUCAUGAAAAGUUCGUCUAUCAAGCUGACGAUGGUUCCCUUACUCUUUUGGACACUCGCAACAAUAUCGUGACCCUUUUAGUCUCUAAUCAUACGCUUAGACAACUAAAUGUUCAAGGCUAUGAGUGCAGCUCUGAUCUACGUUAUGUAUUGUUCAGGCACAAUGUCAAACCGGUCUUUCGGAACACUUUCACUGCUUAUUAUACCGUCUACGACGUCACAAACGACCAUCAUACACCACUUCAGUUGCAAGCAUCGCGACGUACGCAACAAACGCGACUGCAAUAUGCCAUUUGGUUGGGCAACACAUCCAGUCUCCUCAUGAUCUCCGAAAACGACAUUUAUCUUAGAAUGGGGCCUGCGACGGAGGAUAUUCGUCUGACCGAUACAGGCAUACCCGGAGUGAUUUACAACGGCGUGCCCGACUGGUUGUAUCAGGAAGAAGUAUUACCGAAACCGCAAGCGAUAUGGCCCAGUCCAGACGGUUCGCAUAUUCUUUACGCCACAUUUAACGACACCAGAGUGAGCGUGUUGGAGUUUCCUUGGUUCGGUACGCAGUUAGGUCAAGACGGAACCGGUUCGAGUUCUCUCGGCGCAUCCAAAUCCUUCCCGCCUUCCAGAUCAAUUAGAUAUCCGAGACCAGGUUCACCUAAUCCAGAGAUCGAACUAUGGAUUAUGGAUCUGGGGAAUGUGAGCUUGACGAAUUACAGUAGCAUCGGAAACGUCACAUUGCCAGCGAAAACGAAACUGAAGCCACCGCCGUCCUUAAACGGACAAGAUAAUUAUUUGAUAUCAGCCGGUUGGGUCGGCGAUGACGCUUCGCAGAUCGCUGUCGUCUGGAUGACAAGAAUGCAAAAUUUGUCGUUGGUAUCGGCCUGUCGUGCUCCAACGUGGGAAUGCGAAGAGACUCACUCGGAGAGAGCGCCCGAAGGGCAGUGGCUAGAUGCUCAACCACAUCCUCUCUUUGCUCCGGAUGGCGACAGCUUUUUGUUGCUGGCCACAGUACAGGAAGGCGACAAGGAGCAUUUCACGCAUAUAAAGCACAUCACACUCACGCAGCAGAGAAUAGCGGUACUCUCGCACGGUCCUUACGAGGUAAGCGAGAUCUUAGCGUGGGACACCAAGAAACAUCUCGUAUACUAUCUAGGUACCAGAGAGAGAACACCUGGCCAGAGACAUCUUUACGUGGUACGAGAUCCCACUGCGGAAGAUCCUCGUCAUUUCGAGCCAUUGUGCGUCACGUGUGAUCUUGGCGAAGUUCUUUGGAGCAGUAGGUUUUAUUACACGAAUUGCACGCAUUUCGGUGCUUCUGUUAGUCCAUCAGUGGACGACGAUGGACAAGGUUACUACGUACUGUAUUGCGAGGGUCCCGGCCUUCCUCUCGCUGCCGUGCACAUGACGUCGUCGCACAAAAUGGUCCGUGUGCUAUACGACACGAGUAUCCAACGCGCGGGCAAGCUGUCAGCACUGGCACUGCCUACCAGGAGAAACUUUGAGGUGCCAUUACCUCAAGGCUGGCGAGCGCAGGUGCAACUGUUGCUACCUCCGUCAUGGCGGGAGGAGCUCAGGGAUGCGGCGUUCCCCGUGCUCGUUGAAGUAAACGGCCGUCCCGGUAGCGAGGCGGUCACGGACAAAUUCCGGAUAGAUUGGGGAACGUAUAUGUCGAGUCAUAAUGACAUUGUCUAUGUGAGACUGGACGUACGCGGCGCUCGAGGUCAAGGAAAGAAGGAUCUGUUCAGAAAGAUAGGCGGUGUCGAGGUACAGGAUCAGCUUACCGUGUUGAAGCAUCUCUUAAAGACGCACAAGUAUCUCGACGAAACUAGAGUCGGCGUCUGGGGAUGGGGCUAUGGUGGAUACGUGACCGCUAUGGUGCUCGGCAAUCAGGAUAAUGUUUUCAAAUGUGGCGUUGCGGUAAAUCCAAUCGCCGAUUGGAUGUACUACAAUUCUGCAUUUACGGAACGAGUCCUCGGUGCUCCAGCUGAGAAUUACAAGGGUUACGUAGAAGCUGAUCUCACGCAACGAGCGAGAUUAGUACCUAGUCACAGCCUUUACCUCCUUCAUGGUCUAGCUGACCUCACUGCGCCUUACACGCACGGCGUUGCCUUCGCUAAGGCUUUGUCCGAAGCGGGAGUCAUCUUUAGAUAUCAGAGUUACGCGGACGAAGAUCACGCCCUGACGGGUGUGCUCGAACACGCUUAUCGUUCCAUGGAGGACUUCCUCGCCGUGUGCCUCGCCCUGGAUGCCUCCUAGUGCCUCAAGCCGAAAAAUUCUUUGUUGUCUCUAGUGCGCCUACUUCCGAUACAUCUAAAACGAACGUUGAAACAAAGACUUGCCCUCGAAAUCACGGCAAUUACACUCGUGAGCAGGAUGAUAUCCUGAAAACUCGUUUAAAGCCUGAAUCGCGAAAUAAAUCAGGCUGCUAAUUGAAAACGUGACAAAGCGGGAAAAGCAGAAACGCGGUCGUUUAUCUGAGAGAAUUAAGACAAAAUGAAGAAAGAACUCGCGUAUAUGCGAAUUUGUACGAAAGAAAGAUGGAGAUUGAUUUCAUUCACGGAUUAAGAAAAAAGUGGCAUUUGUACGAGCAAUAUCGUUAUAAGGUGUGUAUUUCAUUCAUCUAGAUAUUUCUCUUGGAGAAUUCAUCAAUUUUUCUCUCGUGCAGUCUUUAGUGAUAUAUACAUCACCGUCGUGAGGGAAUUCAGAAAUCUUGAAAGAGAUUUGACGAAAACGAGAAACGAUGAAUCCUCUUUUCUGCUUGGCAGUAUUUUUGUAUAUUAUCGAACGACAUCUCUCGCGCUUUCCACGUGGAUUCGAUAUUCGAUAGUUCCGUAAUUCGUCGGAUAAUGUGAAUUGUGCAGUAUACAGGAUAUUGUGAGAUUUGCAGUUUCCCGCGAGCGAUUUGUUCGAUAAUAGCGUAUCGUCGUACUGAAAGGACAAACGCGCGUAUUUGCCGUGAAAUCGAUUUUGGGUAAAUUUCGAAAAGCGAAAGAGAAAACGAGAUGCGUGUUUGAAAGUGCAGACCGAAUUACUAUGUGCGGAGCUUAUCGACGGCUUGCAAAUCCCUAGUCGUAGCGCCAUCGACAGGAACGACGUUGUGAAAUCGACGUCGCGUCGGGUGUUUGCAAGCUCGUCGUUAACGUUUUGCUGUGUUCCAAGUCCUAAGGGCGUUCAUAUAGAAAGAGCCUGAGAUUUCGUAGAGCGACUAAAGACGCGAUUAUUACGAAUUGAAUAAGAUUUUAACGUACAGAGCUUAUUGGAAGUCUGCAAACUUGCAUUUCUUUUUUGUAUCUCAUUUUUGCACACGGAGUUUAUCAAAUUAUAGUGUGUAUACUCGCGAAUAACGUAUCUCGAUAAAGGGAAAAAUUCUUCCGCAAACUGCAAUCGACACUUUUACGGUGGAAUUGAAAACUCGAAUUGAAAAUCUCAAAUCGAAUUACGUUUGUUCAGAAAGAGUUUGCAAGCUUCCGCGUCUCAUAUUCUUCUUUUUAGCUACGUCACUGGUGCCUCCUCGAUUUUAAAAGAGGAAAAAAAAAAGUAUCUACGCCUAUGCGGUGACGUUCGUCCACAGGCAUCGACAUAUUUACCAUUAUAUAUAGAAUCCGGACAGAGGGCUACCGUAAAUUUUGUGUUGUACAGCUUGGCGCCUAGUUCUAUGUAUCGUGACGCAUAAGAAAAAAGUUGUUCCACCCUUACGUACUUCCAUCUCGACCCGCCCCUCCUCCUUCCCUCUAAUCCAUUUAAAUUUUGGAUAUUUGUACAUACAUAUACACCUAUGAGAAAUGUGAGGCUCCUUCGACGAGAUUGCGUUGUGAUGCCUAAGAGAAGUCGCGAGAGAUUCAUAGAACAAACAUUAUCGUGCAUAGAUUUGUUUCUCCGAGAUUCUCUCUCGACAAGAUUUACAAAAAUAUACUUGUCAUAAAGUAUACAUGUGAAUUCGAAUCCUGUCGAAGGUGCAGAUGUUAGACUCGUUGUAUACCUUUUCGAGAUAAAUUAAUCGAUCCCGGAUGGAUGAACGAUGAUACUAAACAGACGAUAUACCUACUUAUGGAAUCGUCAUGAUUAGCUGUUGAUCAUUGAUCAGGCGCGAUCAGACAUUCGACAUAGAGGAUUCCGAGUAUUAUACUGUUCACUCGCGGUACUUUUGGGUGGAACUGUAGAAGACGAGAUAUGGCGAGGCAUUGUACGUUUAUUGUCACAUAUAAAUCAUUUCUACUACUGUUCCACUAUUGUGAAAAGCAAAUGCUCGGAAACAACCUGAUAACCGCAAUGUCGAAAAAUAUAGGACUCGUAAAUGUCUCGAAAAUAUCUCUUUGUGGCGCAUUAUUAAUAUAUUUUACAAUCUAUUUCAGAAAUUGGAAUGCAAAAAUCGAAAAUUUUAUUGCCUCGCGACUUUUUACGUCACGAUUUCAUUUUGCAUAAAUUUUAUCAAAUCGUAGAUAAUGUUCGAGACUCAUAGUAAAUCCAAGUUCAAGUCGUUAAAAAAAAACAAAAAUUAUUUGCGCGAGUCCUCAUAAAUGUUAAUUAGGGAAGAGGCGCCCUCGGACAAGGAAGUGUCGCACGUCGCCAUAUGUACGCUGCAUGAUCAGCAGCCCUUAAAUGCCGACAAUCAAGGCUAGUGCAACUAAUCAAACGAUAAUAAAUAGAGAAAAAUGAAGAGAAAAGAAAGCUACUUAAUAAUUUUAAUGAAUACUCGUGAAUGAUCGCCAUGGUUUGUGUGUAUUGUAAAUCGCGAUGUGUGUGCGAAGUCUAGUAUUGCCAAACUAUCGAGGCCGAAAAGACUUUGCAAAAGCAAUUUUUGCGAGAAUAGAAGUAGACGCGAAGGGUCGUUAGAGAGAACGAGAUGAUGUGCUCGCUGUCGACUGUAGAGAAAGUACAAAAAUAUACCGCCUAAUGGAGGCUUCGAAAAAUUCUCCGUGUUGCUUCGCUGGACGAAUUUAAAAUAUCCUCAACAAAAAUUUGUUUAAAUUCUGUUUCACUAUCUUUUUUUAACAAAUCUUUGUAACAAAAUAAUGGGCAAUAUUAUAUACAAUAUGUAACAAGCAUUACAUUCGAUGAGGUUCCUCCAUUUCGCGAUAAAUGAAUGGCCGUUUGUAGUGCAAGAAAAAGUUUGUCGUUAACAAUAUCGCUUCCAUUUACCCCCGAAUAAAUAUAUACGCGAGCGAUCGAAAUACGAAUUGUUAAAUCCAAGAAGCGUGAGAGGGAGGGAGAGAGAGAGAGAGAGAUAUAGAUAGAGUGAAAGAAAGAAAGAAAGAGAGCGAUUGAUUGAUUAAUUGAAAUUGAGAUGAGCUAUACAAAGGGAAGGAGGAGAAAAAAAGAAAUAAAGAUGGAGCGAAUGAUAUCGAAAGCGAGAGAGUAUGUGCGUGUGUAAAAAAUCACAAUCAAUUAUUAAAUAUAAUAAUGGCAGAAGAAAGUGAGAGGCAAAUUAAAUGUAAGCAUAGGGCAACGGAAAACAAAUUAUCACAAAGGCAGAUACGCAAAACAAGCAUGCGAAUUAUGAAAUUAAUCGCAACAAAGAAAUCUUGGUAGCAGCGCGUAAGGAUAUCCAUAGCUUUUGGUAAAACGUAUUAUCGCCAUUAGGCUAAAGAGAAAAAAAAAAGCAUAAAGGCAAAGAAAAGUAUACUCAUAAUCAUCGGGCAUACACAAAAAUACAUACAUACACAUUUACACAACGCAACAUAUUAAAAGAAACAGGUAGUUCAUGCGGAAAUAGAUAUAAGGAUUGGGCCCGUGCGAAUGCAUGAAUAAAUUCAUGCGAGUUACGUACAUUCGUCACAUAGGUCAAUCGACUGUUGAUUACCAAACAGAACGCAUCAAUUUCCGGCAAUUUAGAAAUUAGAUUUAAAAAACGUUAAAUUAUAUUUUCAUUGAUCCUCAUUAAAAAAAAAAAAAAAAA